UUCACGCGGUUUGUGGGAUCAAAAGUACCACCAAACACCGCGUUUCCCAUGACUUGCAAUUCUUGAAGUUUUUAUAGUUUCUACACCACCAAAGUCUCAUAAACAGACAAAAGUUCUCCAACCUCUUUGUUCUCCUUCUCCUCCUUCUCCUUCUUUGGUUGUAUUAGACAGCAGAAAUGGUGAUAAUUACCCUACUGUUAUUAGCAGUUUUAUUUGUUGCUGGCCUCGUUAAUAUAUUCUUUUAUUUUCCCACCAAGAAGUUCUAUGCAUGGUUGCAAUAUAUUUCAGCCAACAAAUCUUCUUCACCCAUGGUCUCUACCGCCUCCCCACCUCCAGUUGCCUCCCACAAAUUAGAGAGGACUACUGCUCACAAUAAGCCUGAGCUCAAAAAGAUCUUUGCCACCUUCGACAAGAAUGGUGAUGGAUUCAUAGCAAAGCAAGAGCUGCGGGAAUCACUCAAGAAUAUCAGAAUCUUCAUGACAGACAAAGAGGUUGAAGAGAUGGUCGUGAAAGUGGAUGCUAAUGGAGAUGGUUUGAUCGACUUUGAUGAGUUCUGCGUGCUGUGCGAGUCCAUGGUUGGUCAGGAGGGAGAUGAGGCAGCAACAGGUUUAGAAAUUGAAGGUGGAGAAGAGGAUUUAAAGGAGGCUUUUGGUGUGUUUGAUAAAGAUAGAGAUGGCUUAAUUACGGUAGAGGAGUUGCGUUUGGUGCUUUCUUCUUUGGGGUUAAAGGAAGGGAAGAAGGUGGAAGAUUGCCAGGAGAUGAUUAGGAAGGUUGAUAUGGAUGGGGAUGGCAUGGUUAAUUUUGACGAGUUUAAGAAGAUGAUGAAAGGUGGAGGCCGGAGGCUUCUCUUAGCCUAGCCUCGCUCCUAAUUCUCACUAGGCUUUUUCCAAACUGGAUCUAUAUAUUAAGGUUUCUCUCUCUAUCCUUCUCUCCUUUUCUCUCAUGGAUAUUGACACAGGCACCGACACACAUCAGAAAACGCAGAAAAUGUGUAUAAAACAACAAUAAAACAGUAUUCCUCGCCAUGAUCAUAUUCUAUGCUGCCAUAUUAUAUAUACAGCCCUCGAUCCUCUCAUUCACUUUGGUGGUGCAUGCAAACAAGGUGUUUCAUUCUCCAACCAUUUUUCCUAGAAGAUGUUCAUUUCGACCUCAAGUAGAUGGAGAAGAACAUCAUGAUCUAUAUAUAUAUAUAUGUGUGUGUAGAUCUUCAAGUAUAUAUGUACGUAAUUUCUACCUGACAGGAAAAGGGUAUGGAGUAUUUCUUUUUUUUCUUUUUCAUGAUCUGAAAGAUGUGGCAAUCUAUAUAUGAAAAGAGGUUAGCCCUCCCAAUACGUACAGACUUCCCUUGACUAGAUGAAGCUAAGGUGAGAGACAGUAAUAUUCUGAGUUCCCGGCGCAUACACUGAUCCGACCAUUCUGGUAGCUGGCUUAGUCAAUUUAUGUACAGUUCUGUUCUACCCUGAGAAAAGAAAAAUGUAUGUAAAUUUCAACCGUAUGAAUCUUUUUGUUUCUCUC
Molecule: messenger RNA, 1515 nt
Organism: Juglans microcarpa x Juglans regia
Lineage: Eukaryota; Viridiplantae; Streptophyta; Magnoliopsida; Fagales; Juglandaceae
Product: calmodulin-like protein 3
Exons: 1
Coding region: 177-857 (226 amino acids)
Molecular function (GO): calcium ion binding
Source: RefSeq, a predicted model, not a curated record